Rotaria sp. Silwood1 is the source of this 963-nucleotide messenger RNA. The record is from the annotation of a GenBank genome assembly. Lineage: Eukaryota; Metazoa; Rotifera; Eurotatoria; Philodinida; Philodinidae.
AUGAUUCCAUCGAAAUGGUUAUUUGUUCCAAAGCUACCACUCAAUGCCAAUGGUAAAAUCGAUCGAAAUGCAUUAGGAACAAUUGCAACACAGGCCGUAGAUUUGGUUAAUGAGCAUCAAACGACGAAGGUUUUGUCAUCACUUGAAAGAAAACUACAAGACAUUUUUUUUCGAGCAUUUCAUUUGAAGUCGAUACCCGAUGUAGAAACCACAUUUGGUCAAUUAGGUGGUACAUCAUUGGGCGCAAUGCGUGCGCUUAAUAUUAUUCGUCAAGAAGUGUUUGAAAGAAUGGAUAUUGCUCUUCUAUUUGGGAAUCCAUCUGUGCGAGAACUAGCUGCUGUUUUAGAAUCAAUUCUUUCCAAUGUCGAGCCUGAUCGACAGAAACAAGAAGAGGAUCUUGACUUUUCUAUUCGACUUCGAUCAUCGUGGCUUAUCGAAACAAUUGGCAUUUUUCUACUCACGUGGCAAUGGUUGUGGCCAAUCUUUGUUGCUGCCAGAUUAGAUUUUCUUCUCGUCCAAGUCACAGCAGAUGAUGGUUUUCGAUUUGUGAGCGAAACAGCUCAUCGAUAUGAUAUCAUUUUUAUUGAUGCAUUUGUUGAAGAAGCAAUGCCUACUCAUAUGAAUACUGCGCAAUUUUUUUUAAAUUUAAGUGGUAUUUUAAAUAGUGAUGGUUGUCUGGCAACAAAUGCUAAUCUUCCUACCACGAAUGCCUUUGAUCGACUAACACAAACAUGUUGCUCAACAUUUGAAUCGAAUGUAUUAUUCGCCCAUACAAAUAUCAUAGAAAAUGCACGUGUGAUCAUUUCAGGCACUCUGUCUUGUCUGAAACCAAUUACUUCACAAGUACAUGCCAUUCAUGCAGCCGAAGAACUCGAAUCUGAUGCAAUGUUAGAAUUUAGUCUUUCACGCCUUAUCGCAUUGGCCUAUCGAGGUCUACUCAUUGAUAAGGAUAAGAGAACAUAA